UAGACGCAGGUAGGUACUAGAGAUUCCUAUAUAAAAGGAAGAUAAGCCGGGCAUUCCUUUAUUAUUCCAACCAGAGGCAUCUGUAAUCUGGCGAAGUUUGUUUAGGAGAUAGCAAAUUCCAUUAAUGCGAUAUUAACUAGUUAGGUAUUUCGUAUAGCACUUCAUAAAUACAAAUUUACUUCAUGACAAAUCAAUCGACUUUGCGUCUUAUGGCUAUUGAACGUUUAAUUCAAUCUUAAAUCCUACUUCAAAGAAGCAUUAGAAAGUACAAGUAAAAUUGCAAUUAUUUUAGCAGGCUCACGUACGGCGAAAGAUCACGUAUCCUAUCACAGGAAAAUGCUGAGAGCUGACUAAGCGGUAUUAGCACGCAUUCGAGAAUAGCCAUUUGGGUGCUACCUUUGAUGGUAUAAAACCCUUAUCUCCUGAACUAAGGCUGGUAGUCUUCCGGCACAUAGCUAGUUAUAUGGAUCAAAAGGACCGUUGCAUUUGAAACUCGUAGUUGUUACUGUAACCUCACAGGGUCAUUCACUCCACCAUGGGCGGUUUACGGAAGUAUUUUCUGCUAUUGGCGCUGCUGUCCCUCGCUCUAGCGGCCGAGGGUCGGAGUAAACGGGAGGACGCCGACAGCCAAGAAAAUGAGGACAUCGACAUCGGAGCCGCGGACGAAGAGGAAAUGAACUGCCAAUGCGGAGUGUUCAUGUCUCAACAAGUGGGCAUCGUGGGCAACCGGCGUGGGAGGCCCCGCGGGCCGCCGCAGGGGGACCCCGUGGUCACCUACGACACGGAGACCGAGUGGUCUUGCGGCGCCGGCGCCACCAAGCAAUGCAUCAGCAAGUGUCUGGAUGUGAUCCUCAAGUACCUGGCUCGAGCUGGUCCGGUGAUCUGCGGCGCCGUGGACCGCGACGUGAACCGGGAGAACGCCUACCUCUUCGUCAAGAGCUGCGGCGCCGACUGGCUGGCCACCAACUUCUCCGCUGGCAAGGAGUUCUGUUGCCGCGACGGCGUCCACUACAAGUGCCCUAGGAAUUCACCCUUCUUGUGAUUUGAUUAGACCAUUUACGUGGUUGCUGAAACUGUAAGAAGCUAGAGUCUUAUUGUAUUAUGCACUAGGAAUUCAAACUUCUUAUGAUUCGCUGGUUUUGUAUUUUGUGAACGUUGCUGAAAACUGUGAAUAUAUUAUUAUAUUCCUUGGAGUAGGUUUGAUAAUGCAGGUUUAGAAUAAGUAGCGUAAGCCAUGACGUUUAUUACGCAAACAUCACAUAAGACUUGGUAGAUUAAAUUAGUUCCUAAUUUAUUAUUUAAGUAUAAGUACUUAACUAAGGAUUCCAACAUUAGGCACUCUAAGAUUGUAUUUUAAAGUAGUUCUAAGUAUAGACUUUGUGACGACUGGUUUUAUCUGUUUGGAAAGCAUAAAA
Molecule: messenger RNA, 1415 nt
Organism: Plutella xylostella (diamondback moth)
Lineage: Eukaryota; Metazoa; Arthropoda; Insecta; Lepidoptera; Plutellidae
Gene: Fcp3C
Product: Follicle cell protein 3C
Source: RefSeq, a predicted model, not a curated record